Messenger RNA from Monopterus albus (swamp eel), 2776 nucleotides. It is a transcript of the gene angpt1, whose product is annotated as angiopoietin 1. Gene Ontology annotation, biological process: blood coagulation. Lineage: Eukaryota; Metazoa; Chordata; Actinopteri; Synbranchiformes; Synbranchidae. The coding region runs from base 456 to 2039 and encodes 527 amino acids. The record is from RefSeq and is a predicted model, not a curated record. The transcript is spliced from 9 exons.
CAGACUCAGAGCCUAGAUCUGUUCUUCAGAGUGAGCGUCUCUCUCACUCUCUCCAGUCGUUAAGUCAGAGAGCAGAGGAGGAAGGGAAGGCAGAGAGACCAAGGGAGGUCUGACGACACCUACCCGGCACUUAUUUUAAAUGCACAGAUUGAUGAAUGCAGGCACACCGUCUGCACCUGGCUUUGAUUUACUGGAGGAACAUCAAGAUUUAUAACCAAAGUGUCAAUCUGCAAGAGAUGUGUGCAACUUUCCGUGCCAGGACACAAACUUGAAAGAGUUUUGGAAACAAAUGAGAGAGUCUGCUUUCAAUGCCGGAGGUCCAGCGCUAGGAUGGAUGACACAUGUUUCUUCUUUGUUUUCUGAUCCAGCUUUAAAGGAAACAUCUAGACAAACAAAAAAGGAGCAGCUCAAAAUACAAGAACUUUCUUCACCUGCAACCUGUUUCUCAGGCUGAAAUGAUGCUGUGGUACAACUUCGGCCGCCACUUGCUGUCGCUGAUGGUACUUCUGGUGAUUGUGAGCUGUGGAGGAGGGGAGCAAAGGAGAGGGAUGGAUAGCAGCACCAGUAGCGCAGGUGGCAGCAGUAGUAGCGGAGGAAGUAGUAGUAGUAACUACAGCAACAGACGUUUUCAUAAGAUCCAGCAUGGUGAGUGCACCUAUACCGUCAUCCUACCUGAGGGAGAAGGAGGCUCUUGUAGGGAGGCGAAAGCCGGUAGACCACAGUACAACGCCAACUCUCUCCAGAGGGAUGCUCCACCAUCUGAGCCAGACUUUCCCAGCCAGAAGAUUCAGCAGCUUGAACACAUUAUGGAGAAUUAUACACAGUGGCUACAGAAGAUUGAGAACUACAUCAAAGAGAGUAUGAAGACCGAGAUGGCUCAGCUGCAGCAGAGUGCCGUCCACAACCACACAGCAGCCAUGUUGGAAAUGGGCACCAACCUUCUUUCUCAGACGGCUGAACAAACACGCAAACUAACUGACGUUGAAACACAGGUUUUGAAUAAGACAUCAAGGCUUGAGAUCCAGCUGCUGGAAAAUUCUCUUUCCACUAACAAGUUGGAGAAACAGUUAAUGAUCCAGACCAAUGAGAUCAGCAAACUCCAUGACAAGAACAGCCUUCUGGAGCAGAAGAUGAUGGAGAUGGAGAUGCGACACCGUGAAGAGCUGGAAACUCUGAAGCAGGAGAAGGGAAGUCUCCAAAUGCUGGUUGGGAGGCAGAGUGGGGUGAUCAGGGAGCUGGAAACCCAGCUGAGCCGCGCCACAGGGAACAGCACGGCCCUGCAGAGACAGCAGCAGGAGAUGAUGGACACCGUCCACAACCUGCUCAACCUCUGCUCCAAAGAUGGAGUUGUUCCGAACAGUACCAAAGUCGUGGAUGAGGAAAAGAAGUUCCGCGACUGUGCUGAGCUCUACCAGGCUGGCUUCCAUAAGAACGCUGUUUACACCAUCCAUCUCAAUUCACAGGAGACCAAAAAGGUGUAUUGCAACAUGGAAACAGCCGGUGGUGGAUGGACAGUUAUCCAGCGCAGAGAAGACGGCAGCGUAGACUUCCAGAGGACAUGGAAGGAGUACAAGAUGGGCUUUGGGAGCGUGUCUGCCGAGCACUGGUUGGGGAAUGAGUACGUUUACCAGUUGACCAGCCAGAAGCAGUAUGCCCUCCGUGUAGAACUGACGGACUGGGAUGGACUCCAGGCCUUCUCACUAUAUGACCGCUUCCAAAUUGGCAGUGAGAAGCAAAACUACAGGCUGUUCCUGAAAAGUCACAGUGGGACUGCAGGCAGACAGAGCAGCCUAGUCAUCCACGGGGCAGACUUCAGCACCAAGGACAUGGACAAUGACAACUGCAUGUGCAAGUGCGCCCUCAUGCUAACAGGGGGUUGGUGGUUUGAUGCCUGUGGCCCAUCUAACCUUAAUGGCAUGUACUUCGCCCAAGGACAACACAUAGGGAAGUUGAACGGUAUCAAGUGGCAUUAUUUCAGGGGCCCCAGCUACUCCCUACGAGCCACAGCCAUGAUGAUCCGCCCACUGGACUUCUCCUAGUCUUUUGAACUGCUGAACUUUUAACUUCCAAACAGCUAUGUAGCACAUUAGAGGGACGCUUCCUAUUUUAUCCUCUGGUCUCAUCUCAUUUUGCAAGCCAUGGAACUCAUCCAAUAGAUCUUCUGUUCAAUUUGUUCUCCCCCAGAGCAGCUGACAUUGCUCUGCUGCUGUUGCCUUAUAAGCUUUCUCUCAGCUGAACUGAAAAGAAGCCACGGGCAGCAAUACAGAGCAAGACGUGACUCACCUGAACUGCUUCUUGUUGUAGAUCAGAUUCAAAAACCUGUUUUUUAAAGACAUAAUAUGUUUAGGUGUGUGAGCUCAGACUAGAAUUUGGGCACAUUUUGAUCACGUUGUAAGGUCAGAUUUUAUUAAGCAUCAAUUCUUUUCAUUUUCCUGGAGACCUGUGUUAUAGUCAAAUGGAGGAUUUGAACUCUUCUGAAUGGAAAGCAGCUAUCAUAGAGCAGCACUGACUCUAAACUGCAGGACAGACUUUGUCAGUUUACAGAGAUGAACCAGAGAUCUGGCACUGUUGCUAACAGAAUGCAGCCCAUAAAAGAUCCUGACUGUGUUCUGCAUUGUGUUUUAAUACUUUUUUGUUCAUCUAACUGUACACAAUAUCCAAAGUAAGAUGAAGUUCUUUUGUACUGUACAGUGUAUACUACAUUUCUAUCUGCAUGAUGUAUAAAAUAAGGUGCCAUUGAAUUUCAAGUGCUGAAAUGCACUUUGUAAUAGUUAUG